Messenger RNA from Alexandromys fortis (reed vole), 1107 nucleotides. RefSeq names its product amelogenin X-linked (gene Amelx). Lineage: Eukaryota; Metazoa; Chordata; Mammalia; Rodentia; Cricetidae. Gene Ontology annotation, molecular function: structural constituent of tooth enamel. The transcript has 7 exons. The record is from RefSeq and is a predicted model, not a curated record. Bases 520 to 1107 code for a protein of 195 amino acids. Gene Ontology annotation, biological process: multicellular organism development; enamel mineralization.
AUUUUUAAUAGAAGCAGAGAAAGAACACUGGCAACUGUAGAAUUCUAAGAGAGCUUUGGAUUUUAUUUUACUAGAAUGAGAUAUGAAUCUAUGCCUCCUGAUAUGAAAAGUCUGGAAAACCUUACGUGGUUUCCAAAAAAAGACAAUGUUAACUGCUAGAACUGAGUAGUAGAUGAUGGAAGAGAAUUUCCUUAAAAAUGAAUUCAAAUAUAUCAGCAUAUGCAGUCAACUCAUUUGCUGACUUGAAGAAGUCUUCCAAACCUAUUAUUGCCUGUAAUGAAAGACUAUAUGCACUAAUCACAACAUGCAACCGUAACAGUGCUCACAGCAUCUAAAAAAUCAUGAUACAGGGAUUUUUCGAUAGACUCAGCACAUUUUUCAUUCUGAAACCUGAUUGGCUGCUCUAGAUGCUCUGGAUGAUAUAAAUUGGGGCCCAGAGUUGGAAGAAGUCAAAGGAUCAAGCAUCCCUGAGCUUCAGACAGAAACUCACUCAGAACACAUUCAAAGAACCAUCAAGAAAUGGGGACCUGGAUUUUGUUUGCCUGCCUCCUGGGAGCAGCUUUUGCUAUGCCCCUACCACCUCAUCCUGGGAGCCCUGGUUAUAUCAACUUAAGCUAUGAGGUGCUUACCCCUUUGAAGUGGUACCAGAGCAUGAUAAGGCAGCCGCAUCCCCCGAGUCACACCCUUCAGCCUCAUCACCACCUCCCCGUGGUGCCAGCUCAACAGCCAGUGGCCCCCCAGCAACCAAUGAUGCCAGUUCCUGGCCACCACUCCAUGACUCCAACCCAACACCAUCAGCCAAACAUCCCUCCAUCCGCCCAGCAGCCCUUCCAGCAGCCCUUCCAGCCCCAAGCCAUCCCACCCCAGUCUCAUCAGCCCAUGCAGCCCCAGUCACCUCUGCACCCCAUGCAGCCCCUGGCACCACAGCCACCUCUGCCUCCACUGUUCUCCAUGCAGCCCCUGUCCCCCAUUCUUCCUGAGCUGCCUCUGGAAGCUUGGCCAGCGACAGACAAGACCAAGCGGGAAGAAGUGGUGCUUAACCCUAUGAAGUGGUACCAGGGCAUGCCAAGGCAUCCGCUUAACAUGGAAACCGCAACAGAAAAAUGA